AUGCUUGUGUUUGAACAGCCGACCGGGCUUGCACAUGUGUACGCACAUACUUAUUUGCAAAUUGUGUUGAAUGGAAGUGGAUCAUCGCCCUUGAUAAAAGAAACACAGCGGCGCACCCAUAAAAGGGAAAAUUACGAAAGGAGUAUGCAAAAUAUAUGUCCAUACACAGACGAAGGUAUCAAAGCAAUCAGGGGGUGUAUACAACAACAAUGGAGUGCUGCUGCCUAA
Molecule: messenger RNA, 228 nt
Organism: Drosophila mauritiana
Lineage: Eukaryota; Metazoa; Arthropoda; Insecta; Diptera; Drosophilidae
Exons: 3
Coding region: 1-228 (75 amino acids)
Source: RefSeq, a predicted model, not a curated record